AUGUCGAGUGCACGCCUUUUGCAGCUAGCGCUACCCCUGGUGAAGACGCACGGAUUUACUCGCGAGGCCCUCUCCCGUUCUGUCCUCUCUCUUCCGACUCCCCUUUCAGAGCCGCUCUGCGAGACAGCACUCUCUGCGCUCUUUGGCGAAGGAGACGGUGCUAGACGAACGCUUAUUGAGGUAUGGCUGGACGACGCUCGUGAUAACAUGCAGUCGGCGCCAACACGGAGCCUGAAAGGUAUCCUCAACCACAGGUUGAAGUGGAAUGAGCCGGUGUUACAAUACCUCCCCGAAGCGUUCUCACUCCUCGCUACUCAGAGGCCAGUCUCGGUUCCGAUCGAUCCCACACCAGCUAUCAAGCACUGCACCAGCAUCGCGGAUCAAGCAUGCUACUUGUCCGGAGAUACUACUGUUGGCCUCUCUUGGUACGCGCGCCGCGGCUCGAUUGCGGCCGCAUACGCCGCUGCAGAACUUCAUCAAUUGAAGUCUCCUGAAACAGCAUAUCACUUUCUCAACAGCUUAUUGGACUGGUCUUUUGCUCUAGAAUCUUCAUUGAACGAGGCGGAAACUUUUUCCGAGUACACUGGCCGAAGCUGGGCAGGGAUCAUCCACAGUCGGGGGAUUUUCUGA
Messenger RNA from Laetiporus sulphureus 93-53, 630 nucleotides. RefSeq lists its product as uncharacterized. The coding region runs from base 1 to 630 and encodes 209 amino acids. NCBI's taxonomy places the organism in Eukaryota, Fungi, Basidiomycota, Agaricomycetes, Polyporales, Laetiporaceae. Gene Ontology annotation, cellular component: mitochondrial inner membrane. The record is from RefSeq and is a predicted model, not a curated record. Gene Ontology annotation, biological process: ubiquinone biosynthetic process. Gene Ontology annotation, molecular function: lipid binding. The transcript is spliced from 5 exons.